Molecule: messenger RNA, 2871 nt
Organism: Pangasianodon hypophthalmus (striped catfish)
Lineage: Eukaryota; Metazoa; Chordata; Actinopteri; Siluriformes; Pangasiidae
Gene: lrrc28
Product: leucine rich repeat containing 28
Exons: 10
Coding region: 372-1472 (366 amino acids)
Molecular function (GO): protein binding
Source: RefSeq, a predicted model, not a curated record
AUGUUAACUGUAUUUCAUUUAUUACAUUUGGGAAUAUUUUCCUUAGCCUUUCAAGCUGCUAAUCUCAGGAGCUCUGAGGUACUUUGCUUGUUUACUUAGCGUUAGCUGUCUGUAGUCAGACAUGCUGCUUUAUUUCCUAUCUGUAUUCCGACAAACCUCACUUCCUGUAAGAGGACCGGGUGGGCAGAACCUUGCCCUUCUGAGAUAUGAUUGGCUAGUUUUCGGCGGAGUGCCUGUGAGUGUGGAUUGCUAGCCAAUCGUAAUGUAGUAGGCGGGGUUUGUCGGAAUACAAGUGGGGAAUAUAAAACUGGGCAGACAUCACAGGGUGUGAUACAGCGGAAGUGAAAGAGGGAACAGCCCCCUCUGUGAGCAUGGCCUCGGAGCUCCACGACGCCAUCUUCAUAGCCAAACAGGAGCGCCACAAGAACCUGUUCCUCAACUACAGGAACCUGAACAUCUUUCCUGUGGAGCUCUUAAAAGAUGAAGGCUUGCAGUUCCUGGAAAGACUCUACAUGAAAAGAAACUCACUCACGACACUGCCUGAUAAUCUAGCACAGAAACUCCCCAACCUGAUCGAACUGUAUCUCCACUCUAACAACAUUGCCUUCAUUCCACAAGCUAUUGGGAACUUGGCGAGGCUGCAGUCGCUGGAUCUGAGUGAUAACGCCCUGCAGGUGAUCUGCCCCGAGAUCGGCCGCCUGCGCUCAUUACGCCACUUACGACUGUCCAACAACCAGCUGAAAUGCCUCCCACAAGAGCUGGGGGAUUUGAAGGAGCUGGAGACUUUGGACGUGUCCAUGAAUCUGUUAAGGACUCUCCCGGAGCAGCUCCACCAGUGUGUGUCUCUGCAGUGUCUGACCGCUGACCGGAACCUCCUGCAGUGCUUCCCUCGUCAGCUGUGUCAGCUACCAGACCUCAACGAGCUCUCCAUGGCUGCAAACUGCCUCAGAUCACUGCCUCUGGAUCUCGGUCGCUCCAUGGAGCUGCAGUUCGUCUUUGUGGACAACAACGUUCACCUCAAGGGCCUGCCUUCUUACCUGUAUAACAAGGUCAUCGGCUGCAACGGGUGUGGCGUUUCUCCACAAGUCUCUGAAGUGACACAGCUGUCCCUGACCAUCGGAGAUCUGAACGUGCCUCUGCCCUCGGAAGUGAAGGCUAUCGGCACUGAGGCUGACCGUGUGCUGACAUUAGAGGAGAUGGCAAUGAGAACACUGCAUGUAGCGUACAGCAGGAACAGGAAGGACUCUGCGUUCUUGCCGACGUUCCUGCUGCCCACCAGCCUGUUAGAGCUGUUCCACUGUCCACUGGGUCACUGCCAUCGCUGCAGUCAGCCCAUGUUCACCAUCGUCUAUCCCAAACUCUUCCCCCUCAGAGACACUGCACUGGCUGGAGUGCACAGGAGAACGACGGUGAGUUUUGUAGCGUACUGCUGCUCCAGCCAGUGUUUGCAGAUGUUUGACCUGCAGGGUUGAUAUCACUAUUUCAUCCAUCAUGGUGCUGUCGUCAGGAUGUGCCAGGAGAAUGUUGUGAUAUCUUGCAUUGAUCUUGAGCUACAGACUAACAGUGGACACCGUGAUCUUCCUGAUAACAUCCGAGGCAGUAAAAGUUUUGGCACCCAUUCAAAGUUUGUACUUAUGAGCUCCUUUCAAUAGUCAACAUUGGCACUUUCUAUCAAAAUAAGAAUAGUUUCAUUUUAUGAAGUGUUUUUUAACUGGUUCUAGUACCUUUAGUACAAGAGUGACUCUAGUCACUCUUGAGUACCUUUCACCUUCGUCAGAUAUUCCCCAAACCUAUAGAAGGAUGAGAAAUAUUUUUGAAUACAGCCAAAAUCCAUAUUUGAUGCAAGUGUCCUGAUGAUUUUCAGAAAUGUGUUAUUCAAGUAUUUAUUCUUAGAAGGACUGAUCUCCAUUUUGGAGAUUUUCUGUGUGAAAUUUUUGGACUGUGAAUUUUAUGACUGUUCUAGACCCAGUGAAGCACUACAGAAUGUUCAAAACAGAUCAUGUACAUGCUGUUAAAGGAAUACUGAAGAAUCAGUUUUACACAGUUUCACCCGUACCCCAGUGUAGAUGAUCAACCAAGAUGUUUGGUGUCUGUUGUUUUUUUUUUAAGCCUUGCCCUGGCUAAUAUUGCUAACAAGUAAUUUAAAGGGGAAUUGUAGUUCCAAUGAAUUCUAAGGAAGCAAAUAACGGAUACCAAAAACCUUGACCGAUCAUGUAUUGGAUCGAUGGUCGAUUGGAUUUUUUUUUGCUAAACCACUCCUUUAAUGCAUCGUGAGGUCCUCUAAUAAAUACAUUAUUUGUGGCCACAACCACAAUCUGCAUUCGUAUCUGCAUCCAAAGCCAUUCAGGAGUUUGUAUGGCUUGUCAUUGAUUUUUCCCACUAAAUCUUUCUACAUGUACAUCUGACUGAAAUGAAAUGACAUUCGUCAUUAUUUAUAGACGAAACGCCAUGUUUCCAUUAAUGUCUAGAAUGUUUGUAUAUUGAAGUGUUUUAAACGAUACAAUAUUUAUUGAAUUCAUUAAAUGCUUUAGACCAUUGUAACAUCAUAACACUGAAAAGUUAAUUGAAAGUUGCAUUUGGCUACAGAUUUCUGUAACUACAAUUUACUCUGCUCAUUAUGUUUAUAUGGGUUUCUGUAGAGGCUUGCUUAUUCCCAGCAGGAAUUUUAUUUAAGGAAUUAAGUAAUGUGUGGACAUGUUGAUGACUUUUAUUACCUACAGGUACAAAAUGACCCAGUUUUUUUUUAAUCACUUACGUGGUGUUGUCUCGUCCUGUAACAUACCUGUUGUAAACUCAUGACGAGCUUGUAAAUCAGCUGAUGAGAUAGGGCUGGUGUGUUAGAAGGAAAAACUCCAGGACCAAGAUAAGGAA